UCUUCUCUUAUAUAUAUAUAAUGGACAGCAAUUUACGUCUCCGUCGCUGUCCUCUCUUCUUCCGUCUCUCUAUCAAUUCUCUGCAAUGGCUAAUGUAUAUGAUCAUGCUUUGGAUGAUCCAAUAGAGGACCUGGAAUGUCAACUCUGUAUCCCACAGGAUCCAAUAGAGGACCUGGAAUGGUUUCCUAGUUUCUCCACUGAUCUAAUCUCUUUAAGUGAUUUGUGUUUCACCCUGGAACAUGAACCCCUGUCCCUUUUUGAUGAUUUUAGAGCCUACACCGAAUCACCAGCUGAUUUUCCUGUUACCCCGGAGCAAACGAUUGAGAAAGUAGAAGAAAACAAGAGUACUACAAUAAUAGCUAAUAAGAAGCGACUACGUAGCCUGGAACCCUUUACUUUUACUGGUUUUACGCACAAGAAACAACGUAGCAACCGUGUGUUGAAACAGAGAAAACGAGAUGCGUGGGAUUUUGAAUCGGAGAAGGCGUCAUCAGCGAUGGGUGAUGAUUUGUUUCGGAAAGUCGAGAGAAGGUGCAGUCAUUGUGAAACUGAUAAAACACCGCAGUGGAGGCUCGGACCGUCAGGGCCAAAAACGCUGUGUAAUGCUUGUGGUGUAAGGUACAAAUCGGGAAGGCUGUUGCCGGAGUAUCGGCCGGUUUCAAGCCCCACAUUUAAUAGUGAGAAUCACUCAAAUUUUCACAAGAAAAUAUUGAAAAGAAAAAAGAUGACAGGGUUGGAUGAAAGCAAUGAUUAAAUAGGGUUUUGGCCCGCUAGACAAAUUAAGCAAAGAGGGGAAUCACUUGUUGGGCACACUAAAAGAGAGAAGGAGAUGCCAGAUAAAAAAAUAUGAUAUUUAAUCAUACUUGGAAACAUGUGUAUAGAUCAGGAGAUAUGUAACUUUCAUAUUAAAGUUAUGU
Molecule: messenger RNA, 917 nt
Organism: Hevea brasiliensis (rubber tree)
Lineage: Eukaryota; Viridiplantae; Streptophyta; Magnoliopsida; Malpighiales; Euphorbiaceae
Product: GATA transcription factor 9
Exons: 2
Coding region: 86-754 (222 amino acids)
Biological process (GO): regulation of DNA-templated transcription
Molecular function (GO): sequence-specific DNA binding; zinc ion binding
Source: RefSeq, a predicted model, not a curated record